GAGCAACUGUCGCAACUAGAUGUCUUCCUAAGGGCGUCUCCAUUUCCGGGAUUAGCUGUGCGAUUGUUUUUCUUUUUUGCGUUACGGUUUCUUGUGUUCGGUUUUGUGCCAAACCCCCUUUUCUCAUACCCCGUUCGAUGUUUCGUGCCAAAAGUAAAAGUAAAUUUAAAAGAAAAAACGAGUGAAAAAUAGAAAAACCUAAGGUGAAGUGGUUGAGCCGUUGAUACUAAGAUUCCGGAGUGAAGUUUGUCGGUAAAUUUUUGUGGAAUGAAUAAUGUAAAUAAAGCUUAAAAUAAAAAGUAAAAAGUUAGCUUAAAAUAAAUAACAACAAUUAAAUAAAGCUUACUCGAGUGAUGUGUGAAGAAACAAACAUGUGCAUCGCAGUAUGCCACGGCUAACGUUGCUAUGUGGAGCAGCAGCAUCAGCAGGCUUUGGUCACGCGUGCCGUCACCGUUCUGGUAGCCGUUUCGAUGGAAAAAUCGCCUCCUGACAGCACGUGAUUGGCAGCAAGAGCGCAUUUUUAGUGAAAGCAAGAGUGUGUGGCAUUUAGUUGGCACGUACCACGUGAGAGCUGGUUGGCACCCAAACCCAAGUGAAGAAGUAGUACUCCCAAGAGCGCAGGCGAGCGUCCGUUUCGUCCGCUAGUGCUUGUGGUGUUGUUGUUGAGAAUGUGUACAUGUGUGUGUGCGUGUGUGUGUGUAAUACGCGUGUUUUCUAUGGAAAAGGAUAUAUGUAAGCAGUGCAGCCUUUAAUACGACUGUUCGUUUAUAUGACGAGAGAGAAAGAGCGGAUUGAUUAGCACUAAUUAACAACACUGGACAUAACGCAGUGGCCCGAAACUAGUGGAAAGAUUACCACCACUCAAGUCAACAUUUCACUAGCUGUAGCUGUAUGAUUUUUCUUUGCUAAUUCGAAACGGAUUAAAUACCAUUGUACCAUCGUGAGCCGAGCAAAACUAUGAAGCAACCAUUCUUCCAUCGUUCAUUCCAUCGCCAGUAUUCAGCAAACCGAUCAUGCUCCGCUCAUCGCAUCAUCUCAUCGCAAAGUAGCGUAAUUGAAAGCUUCCAUUAGGAGGCUAGAGCCCUUAGUCUUGUGGUCGAUUGCUCUACCGGGUGGCCCGGGUAGAUAGUCCCGAGUCGUUCCUCCGUUUGCAAAACGAACCGCUACGGAUCCGGUCCGAUGGCUACCGUUGCGACCGGAUCCGCCGGGUCCCUGGUGGACCCAAGCGCUCCACCGGCCGGCCAGAAGCAGCGCAAGAAGGGAAAAUUUCGGCUGAAGGAACGUUCCUCCUCAUCAGUACGGGAAAAGUUCAUCAACGAUCCAGCGUACACGGAAGAUGUCCGCCAUCUAGCAUUGCCCAUGCGCCGCAAUAGUGGUCCCGAGCACGACCCUGGCCGUAAGUUUUACAUGAUAUCGAAGAAAAAGUCCAACUCAGUCGGUAAGGACUAUUCGCGAGGUUCCGGCAGCUUGCAGAUAGGAGGGGGUGGUGUUGGUGGGGCCGAUGGUGCCUCGAGCGAAUUCUACACGCUGGACGUGGAAUCGAUUCGCCGGGCUGGUCUGAACGUGCCGGAGGUGAAACCGAGAAGGAAGAAGUACAACCACCAUACCAGUGCGGAACUAUUGAACCGUUUGCUGAACACGGAUGAGUCAAGCAGUUCGGAUGGUGUGCGACCGAAACCCGGAUACGGUACGGCAACGCUAGACCGUGGACGCGGCCGUAGCUUGGACCGCAGAAGCUACACAACCGCUGACGAACGGUUCGGUACCACACGGGGCCUUUCGAUUAGUCGUGCCGGAGAGGAAGACGGUCUCGGCAGGGAUGCUGGACGUCAGCAGCAGCAGCAGCAGUUACAGCGAGGACGUAAAAGUCGCAACACGGGCUCACGGAAGGAAAACUCCGAACAGGACGCACCAACGUUACCGGAUGGCGGCACAGCAUCAGGUCCCCCGGUGGGAGAUGUCUUUGCCGAAGAUAUCAUGGUAAAGGUCGGUGACCGAGAGACUGGCAGUACCAAAGGUGGACGAUUUCAAAUAGGUAAACGGUUCCUAAAGGGAGAAAUUGGUAUCAAAAGCUUCAACUAUUACCUACUGAAGGAGGGCCUCAAGUCUUCCAAGAAGAGUCUGCUGAAGCAACGGUCGGCUCCGGUUGCAGCAGCGGGUUCGGUGGACAUGCCGCUUCCGGAACCACCGCAAUCGAUGGAAUUGAUCAGCCCAGAAUCGGAAACCAUCGCUAGGAUGGGCGAGGGUGAAAAGGGCGAGGAAAACAUUUACGAAGAAAUUUACUUUGAAGAUAAACCGAAACGACCAUCGGAGGGAUGUUCCAGGGAGGGCGUUCCAAUGCAGACAUGCCAGGACGCUAGUAAUGAGAAAAUUCAAUUUAUCGAUUGUGAACUGUGCGUGCAGCAGUGUAGCAAUGCGAAUUGUGACGUGUGCCAUGGUCUGGGUGCGCAACAUACCGCACAACAGCAUGAGCACCAUCAUCACCAGCUACAGCAGCAGCGACAGGCCGAACAGAAGCAGCAGAACAUUUACGAACAGCUAAAGCAACAUGGCUCGGGAGGAUCUUCGGGUGGGAGCGGACAGUCUGGUGGGCUGUACGCCAAAACCACUACCAAGUCGUUGGACAUUGAUGAACAGAUCUAUCAAAGAAAGAAGCAGCAACAGCAACCACAGCUGCUCGAUCCACAAAAGCAACAAACCCUUAAGCAGCAGCCAGAGAGCCAUACAAGAAGUAUGGGAAAUUUAGUGGAUGAGACAUCACUGUAUGCUAGUGAGAAUGUACUACAAUAUCAGUCGUAUAACCCUAGCAAUCCUAACGUGUACAAACUCGAAACGACACCAGUAGCAUUCAGCUGUGACUACAGUCCUCUGCAGCAGAUCUAUUACAAACAACCGCCUCCAUCGGUUACAAAUCCAGGAGAUACGGUCGCCAAUAAUCCCCGGCAACACAUCUAUCAGAGACCUCAUCAGCCUGGAGGUACUGUGUCAUCCGGAUCCGACUAUUACCAGGAGCUCAAUCAUAAGAAAUCUUCCUCAUCGAGUGAUUCUCUACAGCAACAGCAGCGUCGUCUACAGGGAUCCAAUGCUGGGAUCUAUUAUCAACGAGCUGCUGCGGCAUUGAGCGAUGAUCAACAUCGUAGCUUGAUGAGUUCGAAUGCAGGUGCUAAAAUCUACAAAGUAAGUUCGAAUGUUUCCAUACUGAGUGAAGCAUCCGGGCGCAGUGAAGGUUCUUACCGUCAGCCACAACAGAUACAGCCACAACUUCAAUCCCAGUAUCAACCUUUGUCAUCCAUGGCAGUAGUGACGCAGCGGGAACAUCCCUCUGCCCAAGGACCCAAUCAAACAAGAUCGCAACAAUCGCAGCAACAGCAACAGCACCCCCAACCACAACAACAACAACCAUAUGGUCGAACAGGAGGUAAUAUGUCCGAUUCGAGCCUUGGAGAUUCGUUGUUUUCCUAUCCGGCAAACCGUCGAUACUUCGGUAGCUCGGAAAGUUGUCGCUUUGCCUCGGAAACUUGUCGCCGUUGUAGCGUGGAGGUGGACAAGUGUAGCUUCUCCGACACCUGCCGCUACUCGGACUGUCGUAACUGUGAUUGCUCGUCCAGCUAUUUCUCUUCCGACUUUGACGACAAUGCACAUGGCGGGGCACGCAAUAAGACCGGUGCUCGAAUGUCACACUCACAAUCGGAAGCGGCAGGAUACUACCAAGCACCACCUUAUGCGGAGGACUUCAUGAAACAUGUCAGUGCGGUGAAACGUGGCAAUCAGCAACAACAGCAGCAGCAGCAACAGCAACAACCACCGCAUCCGGUGUCGACCACUCAUUUGAUGGCUGGAGGAAAGAUUUACGAAACACCGCCUACAUACGUUGGCAUGAUGCCGGUUACGGGUAGCGGGCUGCAGAAACCUCGAGAACCAACGUACGAAACGUUACGAAAUCCUCCAUACUCGAUACCGAUGGUAGGUCCAUCGUAUGAUGCCGCUCCACUGGUUGCUAGUGGACGGCUUUCGAUCAGUCAAAGCCACGAAGCGUUGCUAUCUCCAAUCCGGCGCAGUAGAUCUAGCAGGAGCACUGAUACCGAUCAAUAUCCACAGCUUGAUCGUCAUUCUCCUGUUUCACAUUACUCCAAAAUAAGACGCCCUCAUCAAUCGAACACUCUACCAUCGUCAAUGCGCUCGGGAAGGCGUCAACAAACAGGUACGGGAGAGUAUGAUCCAGCUGGUUAUAGCGUAAUUCGCGAAGGUCCUUUCAAUACCCGUGGCAUCGGGCCUGGACCUAGUGGAGGAUCCACACUGCCGAAAUCCUUCAGCAUGCAACAGUCUCGCAUCACACCGAUGGUUACGGGACGAUCGGCAUCUCUGCUCACGAUGGGUCACGAGUAUGCAGAAAUUACCAAAACAACUGGGAAAAAUAAACCAAUUCCACCCCCGAUUAGUACUAUUCCGAGUACACGCGAAGCUAGAGCACGUUCGAAACAAGCGGCAUCGGUUGUCCGUGCGGUAUCCCCAUCCCAGUACGCUCGCACUGGUCCGUCAGGCAUUGCUGGUAGUUCCGUGAGUGGGAAUACAAGCAUGGAGCGUAAAUCUCGCGAUCGAUCAUUGAAGCAGGUCAAAAGUUCUGAAACAGCGAGAAAAGAACGAUCGCCAGCUGUUAGGGAACAGCAGAUGGAGAAAGGAAAAUCUGUCAGAGAGCCUACCGGAACGUCAGCUGCCGGUGCUAGUGGUUCGAUCGGAAGAACUGGAAAACCUACGACGGGAAGUACCAGACGGAAGGAGUUUGUACGAUCGCAACAGCAACAGCAUCGAUCAAAGCGUCCGGUACAGGAUAACUUCACCGAUGACGAAGAUGAUGAUGAGGUGUUCCUGAGUGAUAAGGUGUACGAACGACCGGCGCAGAACAAUCGAAAGGAUUCGAAGGAAUCACUAGUGGCGCUCACGUCUACGGUGACCGCGCCACAAACGACGCUGACAUCCUCGUUAAUGGCACCGACAACACCGACAACAACUAGCAGUGGUACCGGUCGAAGUAGCAGCGGUGCUACACCGCCAACCGCAACAACUGCCUCCACCGUCACAACGACCGCUUCGUUCUCUUCGCCCUCGCUCCCGAACGCACGAAGCUCCGGUGCGCAAGCUUUCGAUUUUACGCUACAACCCCCAACAUCAUCAUCCUCCUCCAGCGGCACUCAGCCCCAUUCGUCUUCAUCCCCUUCGAUGGCGCCCACUGCGUACGCCACCUCGCCCGUUCCGGCUCCACGAACGAAAUCAAAACAAAAGCCAGAGCUCGAUGCCGGCAGCGGCCGAACGGUAACCGGUGCUCAGCCGAACGAAAGUGAGAGUUUGCGCACCGAACGUCCGAAAGCUCCCGUACCGAGCACGGUGAGUGGCCGUGAGUGUACCGUGGGCCCUUCCAUGACGGAUGCUGGGCAAACGAGCGACAUCAACGGGAGUAGUGCCGGUGGCCCCAGCAUGAAAGGGGAUGCCAAAACAACAACAAGCACUGCACUCAUCAGUUUCGAUUCUGGCGUCGUCGGUGAAGCAACGCGUCGUGACGUCGUGCGUCGAGCAGCUAGCGGAGUAGUGAACAGAUCAAAGGACCAGUCACCAUCAACGCCAUCAGCGGGCCAGGAAGUACUGCCCACCAAUAGCGAACCUUCGGUUGGAACAUCCGCCGCUAACGCGAACGUCGACGCACCGCAAACAACCCCAAGCGAACAGUUGCAGCAGGAUGCUGAUGAUGAUGAUGAUGGUGGCGAACUGACGAAAUUAAUUGGCAACGAUGAGUGUGACAUCAGUGACUUCCCAUUGCCGGAGCUCCCGGUGAGCAGCAGGCAGGAUCCAACAUCCUCCGACAGUUUCCUCACGGCAACGGAUGCCGAGGAUGGUGGCGUUGGUUUGGCGGACGAAGCUACCGUACUAACACUAGAAACCGAACAACGAAACCGUGAACGAACCGGUGAGGACGAGGACGUCGAACGGUCACAGACACAGCAGGACGAACUAGACAGUAUGCACUACCGGACGGCAGCAAACGGCGGCAAGCCGACGUAUCUGUUCGGUGAAAAUGUCAAAAAGAAUGGCAUAUUUCUCAACAAAUCUGGCUGGGUGCAGGUAACGGGCGCACAGCAAUCCAUCCCAGGCCGGGGAGUUCCCGGGUCCUACCCAUUGGCUGGCAAUGAGCGGUCUCUAGGAACUCCCGGCAUGCCGACUGGGCCUCCAGUAGCAGCAGCUGGAUCGAAAGUAACACGCAAAUACAUCGAGUAUGAUGAAAACCGCUACACAGGUCGCUCCACAACCGGUGCCAGCAAGCUGGAAGAUCUGAUCAACCGCAACGAAUCACGCGGCAAGGGAGGUAGCCGUCCACCCAGUCAACAGCAACGGCAGGAUAACGUAACGAUACUAAAGAUAGAUCCGAGCUCCGGCACGACAUCGACCGCUUCGCUAGGCAACCGGCCGGCUUGCCUUUCGAUAAAACGUAACCUAGCGGAUGGAAGUCCUCCACCAGUGACUCCCAUCCUAUCGCCACCUCCCGCUUUUCAGGACACACAGCAGCAACAGCAACUGCAGCAGCAGCAGCAACAACAGCAACAAUCCAAUAAAACCCGCCUUGGGGACAUUAAACCCGGCACGAGAAUAUUCCUUUCAGUGGUGGAUAAUGAAAACCACAAUCCGAAGGGAAUGGUAUUUUCACGAAGUUUUGAGUACGAUCGACGGAACAGGCGUCCACCGGAGGAAGAUGUUGAGCAGCGUGGAGGAUACGGUGGGAUGUCUACUGGCCCCGGCAGUAGUAGCAGUACGGAUGCCUUUUCGAAAAGUUUUGAUUACGAUUUUAAUCCAUCCGGCUCGAUGGGAAGCUUGCAGCAACCGCAAAAGCCCCAACCGCAGCAGCAACAGCCGCUCAAAAGCUCUCUUAUAAGACGCAAUCGUUCGCCAACGUUUGCCACGCUUACCGGGAACUCACCGAACUAUCUUACGAAAAAGGAAAAACCGACCAAACUCAGCUCACCGAUCUUUCCGAAAGCUAUACCGGGCAAUAGUCUUACGGUGAACCGAGCUACACUUGGUUACGCAUCGAGCGAAUCGUUACGGAAGUUUGACAAGAAUAAGUCUCUCGAUACGGGUGGAGCAAUCGGAAGCGGUAGUUUCAGCGCUGGUCAUCGUUCCCGCCGUUCACAGUUCUCGACCAAGGCCAACUCUGCGCCAGGUCUACCGUACGGGUUUCGAUCCGAUUCGGUCGGCAAUCAACGACUCAAUUCCUGUGAUAGUGGUGCAAGAUCAGAUUACUCUAACGAUGACGUGGAUGACGAUGACGAUAUAAGCGAGGAUCAAUCCUCCUCCCUAGCACUAAGCUACAAAUCAUCCACGUCCUACAUUAACCAGAUGAAGGGACGUGCCUCGUUUACCGGUGGUAGCCCAAGUCAGAGCCAGAGUGCACUCCUAUCAGCGGGAUCACCGCACGGUCUGCUUAAAUCCCAGCGAUCACUAACACCCGAACGACUUUACGACAACAACGACGACUACGGCAGUGCACGUAACCUUAAAAAGCAACGAUCUCUGACUCCGGAGAAACGCUCCCGGACACCGGACGAUCGUAGCAAGCGAAAAGGGGUUGGUGACCAGGGCAACAACAGCUCCCAGUCGUCGCUCGUAUCACGACAAAGUUCAGGCUCGCGCAGUAGCACUCUCGAGCGACAGCAGCUACGCUACGACGAAGGCUACAUGCGCACCAGUAGCCGUAGCUCGUCCAGCUCGAGUUACAGCCGAGACGAGAACGUACCGACGACCAGCCCGAGCGCCACCUAUCGGCGUAAUCAGCUGAGGGGUAACGUACGCCUUCAGCCGGGUACAACGGCCAUCGGUGGUGAUUACAAAAUACGCCGAUCAAGGUCGCUCCAACUCUCGGAAAGAUCGCCUAGUCGCCAGCAAAUGCCAGUGCAGCAGAUGCCUCACAAGGUGGUCGUUCGGUUGGGAACGGUUCCACCGAAGGAGCGUCCCAUCUAUGCAACGCCAAACGUUAUGGGUGGGGGCCGUAAGCAAGGACCUACCACGUCACAGCUGCUUAGCCAAGACAGUCUCAAUCUGGGAGGUGCCCACAUGUACAGCCGCAUCUCGCCCAGCAGUACGCUCGAUCGGUUACGUCGUGAAACCGCCUCACACACACUGGAGGUGGUCGAUAAGAGCAAAUCCUUCGACAACAAUAACUACGGUCUCGGUAUGGGGGCAGCAGGCGUGACCCACCCUUACGAGUACGAGUUUGACAAGAGUAAAUCGUUCGAUGACAAUCUUGGCAUGCCGCUUGCCGAUCGGAUGUCCGACAAGCGCACGUACGUGACGAAUGAAAAGCGUUCGUACUCGCACGAUCGCGUUUUCGGUUCAACUGGGACCAACUCCUCGAGCAACGAGUACGCUACCAGUCAGUCAUCCACGUCGCGGAACCGUUCACCACAGACCUCACUGUUUGGGGGAUUGAAUCGACUGUACGAACCGGAGCUACCGUACGAACUGAACCGUGUCACGAUGGCACGAUCACCCGUCAUGAUGGGUUCGGCCUACAGACAGACGCGAUCGGCUGUAUCUCGUGAACGAUCACCGGUACCGGGCUAUCAGAAACCAAGUGACCUAUACCUGAUGCGGCAGCAAACACCCGACUCCGAGUACGACGAUCGGCUAAUGACACCGGAGUAUGGUGCGGAACCGGGACCGGUACAACCGAUAGCCACCUUCAAGGAGGCUGAGCUAGUGAAGAAAUUUCUGUACGCCACCAAGAACAAGGUGCAAAUGCAUCGGGAAUCGGCUGCGAGGAACGCAAUGCCACCACCGACCAUUGCCGGAACGCCAUCGUCUGGAAGUUGUACCGCUAGCUCCUGUGACUUUUGGCCACACUGUGGCGUGUCGUCCGCGGGUGCAACUGCAAGUGCGCUGCAGGUCGAGGAACAUUCGAAGGAACAGAAUGCGCAACACUUGUCCAAAUCGGGUAGUGAUAAUUGUUUGAGCCGCAAAGUGAAACGUGCGGUACCGGCGGAAGUGAUAUACAUUGGCAGCGCCGGUACCGGUAAUGAUGACUGUGCGGGUGGGCCUCGUGGCGAUGGUGGUGGUAAUAGUAGUAGCAAUAGUAGCAAUGGUAGUCACAUUAGCAGUAGCAACAGCAACGGUUCAGCCAUCAUGUGGCCGAACACGUCGACGGUAUCGGCUAAAAUGGGCACCGAGCCUACGGCUACUCGUGCUUCGGCAACCGGGCGUGCCGUACCGGUACCGGUGAAGGCAAACAGCUACGGUGGUGUUAGUAACUUUGGCCAACAGCAUCACUAUUACCAACAACAGCAACCGCACCAGCAGCAGCAACAGCAGCAGCAGCAGCAGGCGCAGCAACAUCAACCACACCAGCAACAGCAGCGCAUUUUACGCAAGCAGCAAAACUUUGAAUUCUACGAUGAUGAUGGUGCCGGUCCAAUGUCCUACCGGAUGUCAUCCGGUCCGAGCCCGGUAGCAAAAUCCGCUCACGGUGCUAACGGCCCGAAUGAAGGCCUAUCGGUUAACUACGGCUCGGGCAAUGCCGGUGGCAAUAGUAGCAACAUCAUCAGCACGAUCAUAAAAGCAAACUCGAUAACGUUUCUCGGUGAGCACGAGAUGCCAAUUACGCGUGACCGUGCCUCCACCUCGAAGGGGAAGGUUUCAACCGUGGGGCAAAGCGUCGUAACCGUCGGUGGUAGUGGCAGCUCCAGUUCCGGUGGUGCGUUGUCGACGGUGAAAAGUAACAGCGCCACAGCAGCACUGAUGGUACCACCGGCGACGAUGGUACCGGGUGUGUUGCCCACGAACGGGAAAAUCAACCGUAGCAAUAAUGGCAAACAGCAGCGACAUCAGCAAAUGACCGUUGGCAAUCAGCACGGCACAGCUUGCACUGGCACUGGCAUCGAUCCACGCGACGGCAGAGCAAGACCUCAAUCGACCAAACCUCGUACCGUGGGACAAGUGACAUCGUUAGCGGCCGGUUCCAUCAAGCGAAAGUUUGAGAUGAAACUCAAGAGUCGCUCUCUGCCCAAAUCCUUCAUGCGCUACAGCAACCUAACGACGGAUGACUUGGAGCUGUCGGCUAUUUUUACAUCGAACACGCCCCUUCAACUAAGAGCCGUUUCUAGUCCAUCGAUUUCGGAGGCACCGAUCGAAGCGGCACCGGCUGGUCGAAACAAGCAGGAUGCAAGGAAUCCCCACCUAAGUACCGUCGGUGCCAAUGCCCACCUCAGUCCCACCUCGAAUGUACAUCAGCAUCCAUCAUCAUCAUCGUCAUCUCCGCAUCAGAAGACUGUUCAAACCAAAGUGUCCACCCAUCAUCCAGUGCAAGUUUCGGAAAGCGUACUGCAAAAGUUCCGCAAAACGUUCUCCCAUUUUAAAACCUCGAAAGCGGCACCUCAACCGGUGACCCUUGCCACAUCGGAACUGCAAAACGGAGGAACGAUGAGUGUGGAUGACAAGCAGCAGCAGCAGCAGCAACAACAGCAAACGCAUCAUCACCACCGAUUCGGUCCACUGAUCUGGCGAUCGAGCAAGGAACGCCGCAAGACCAAGUCCCACCGGCGGGACAAAUGUAAUAGCGGCGAUUCAGGCAUCCAGGUCGAGCUUGACAAUGAUGCGGACCAGCAUCUACUACUGCAGCAGCUUCAUCCACUCGAACAUCACCCGGAAGGAGUGCCGGACGGUGUACGUAAUGGAGAUGUACCACAACCACCACAUUACACCGCUGGUGUACCGGUACGGAGGGCCAACUCAGCUAAAGUGUCCACCACGACCAACAACAGCAUCACCAGCUCGUCCAUCCUCAAGCACAAACUGUCGCUCAAGGGCAAGGACAAAGAAAACGUCUCCAACAUUUCGCGGCUUAGUGGCAAAUCGCUCAGUCAACCGUCCGGGUUAGACUGUAUCGUUGCACCGGGUGGUGACUGUGAGGUGGACGGAAGGCGCCGACGUCGAAGGCAGCAUACACGCACCUCCACCACAAUACCAACCGAGCUAGACCUUAGCGACAGCGAAAGCAUAUCUUCCCAUCCGGAUGAAGAUGAAGCGGUUGCAGUCGAAGACGAACUGCUCGUUGAGCCCGCCUUUGCCGAGGUGUUGUUUUCCUUCCGUCCCGGUGGUCCCCAGGAACUCGGUCUGGAAAAAGGUGCCCUGGUGGAGGUGUUAAAGCGCGAAUCAGGACCUUGGUGGUGGGGUCGACUAAAAUCGGACGCCAUCGUAUCGACUGUGGCUGAUGUGGACCGAAAACCGUCCGAUUGUGGAUGGUUCCCGAAGGAUUUUGUGAAGAUUGUGCCGACGUACGCUAAACCGAAACAGAUCCUCAUCAUUAGCAACAAUGAGGCGGGCAAAUGCCAUGGUGCGUGCGAGGAUGAUGAUGGUGGUAGCAGUGCUUCCACGCUGAUCGAAGGUAGCAACUGUGAUAGUACCCGACUGAUGGGUGGACUGUCCGUGGCGAGCGAUGCGUCGUCGUCGUCGGUAGCUCCAGGAGGACCACCGGACGACGGUGGUACCGCUAGUCAUGACUUAACGAAGGAAAACAUCAUCAAGGAGCUGCUGGAAACGGAAAUUAACUACGUGAAGCUGCUCAAUUCGCUGUGCAUAGGCUUCAUUAAACCACUGCGCGAGCGGGAAGACGUCUUUUCGGUGGAAAGUGUAAAUUUGAUAUUUUCCAACCUGGAAAAGAUCUGGCGAUUCCAGCAAACCUUUCUCGACGCGUUACGCGUCGCUGUGCCAAACAAUCGAAUCGGUGAAGUGUUCCUGGAGUAUCAAUCUGCGUUUAUGGUGUACUCUUCCUACUGCAACUCGUACCCACGUGCGCUAAUGGAGCUGGAAAACUAUGCCAACAAUAAGGAAGCCAAUCAAAUACUGGAAAACUGUCGUAUGGCGGAAAAUUUACCAGAGUUACCACUGUCGGCACAUCUGCUAGCGCCGAUUCAAAGGAUAUGCCGUUACCCGUUACAUCUCAGCGAACUAGUCAAACACUCGCUCACCCGUAAGGAGCUGCUGCCGACGCUUAAUCUGCGCAAGUGUACCAAAUCCGAGCUGGAAACGAUGGACUGCCGGGAGGUGUUCGAGAUGGCACUGUCGGCGAUGCGACGCGUUACGGAAAUGGUAAACGAAGGCAAACGGCACAGCGAGUAUCUGUCCCGCAUCCAGGCACGGUUCGAAAACUUCCAAGGCCCAUCGAUCAACGUCCACAGCACACGGCUGUUUCUGCAAACUGACGCAAUACGGAUGUCCCCGAACCUGUGGAACAACACGUACACGCUAUUUCUGUUCGAUCGGCAGCUCAUCUACUGCAAGAAGGAUCUGCUCAAGCGCACCAACUACAUCUACAAGGGACGCAUCUUUCUCGAUAACUGCCGCAUCCUCAACCUGCCGGAUGGUAAAAUGUUUGGCGUAACGCUUAAAAACGCUCUCCGGCUGUACUGUGACACGCGCAACAAGUGGUUCGAUUUUUGCUUCCGUAGCAGCAGUAGCAAAUUGCGCUUCCUUAAUACGCUCUCGUCCGAGCGACAGUUUUGCGGCGAAAGUUUGUUCGUGUCCGAGCUGGACGGUGGCGCAGCGUCCUGUUUCGAUGAUGAUAAUCUUUCCGAUCGGGAAUAUUUCCCGUACGUGGACGAUAGCAAGGAGACGGACAAUGGUGGUGAUUCGAAUCUGUACGAUAUGGUCGAUACUGGUAGUGGCGGAUUCCGUCCAUCGGUGGCGAGCACUAUUUCGUCCUUGUCAGCUGGUUCGCAGUACGCGAAAGAAUCUCUCAGCAAACCAUCUCCCACGACAAUCAUGAUGCCACCGGUGGCAUCCAUCAGUGGGCCUAAUGGUGCCGGUGGUGGUAAUACACUGCCGAAAAAGUCUCGAAAAAUGCCCAAGGAUGCAGCAUCAUUGCAGCAGCAACAGCAACAGCAGGUACUAGCUGGUACGGAUUAUGGUUCUAACUCGCUGGGGCGCCGUAAGUUAGGCAAUUGGUUCCGCAAAGCGAAAAGCACCAACAGUACACCGUCGCAAAGUCCCACACAUCAUCCGAUGGCGAUGUCGCUGGCCUCUAUCGGCAAUAACAACAACCUCCAUUCGGAUAGCUCAUCCCAGAGCAGUCUGGUGACCAGCGGGUUCCAGCAACAGCGCACACUUUCAACGCUCGGUACCGGCACAACACUGUCCAGCAGUGGUACCGCGCUAUCCGGUUCCGGUGGCAAAGAUGAUGACAAAGAUGAGCUGUUGUUCUAAAAAGCAAUCCUUCUCUGCCUCCUUCCUUCUCCAAAACCAAAAACAAAAAAAAGAAUUGUUACCCCCAACAAAUUAAGCCACCAACCACCACCAAGCGAACACAAAAAGGACACACAGAGCUAGAGGAUUCCCAUUGAAUGUAACACAGCAACUGUAAUUUGAAUUGUUUUAACGCCAAAUUAGAACACCACUGCACUGCACACAAUUCGAAUACCUUUUUUUCUGACUGAUCGUUUUUGUGUUUUAAUACAUAAACUUGUAAUGUAAACACUUUACAAAAAUUAGCAGCAACACGUAAAACCACUUACAAAGACGUGAAAUCCCCCUGCUCAACCUUACUAUUGCUGCCAAUCGAGCCAAAGAAAAGAGGAAAAGUAAAUGAUUUUCCAAAAACUUUACAAAAGUGAGAGAGAAAAAACAAUGGAAGAAAGAAAAAACAAGUGUUCAAUUGAGAAUAGAAAAAAAACACAAGUACACACAAAAGUGUAAUGUUUUAAACAAGAGAAAGAAAGAAGCGAACAAAGCACGAGUGAAACAAUGUGUAAAACAAAGGGAUGCACUAAUAAGAGCCGGGUUUUUGAAAUAAAACCACCAAUAAUGUCGUCAAUUGUUUGCGUUGGUUGUAAUUGCGCGGAACUUUGAUUAUUAUUAUUAUGCUGUAUUGUAUCGAUCGUUGAUCGUGUGUUGCAUCGAUCGUACCGAACUAAAUGCGUUAGUUAUUGCUAUGUUUAAAACAACACUAGCAGGUUUCAACGUUAUCUUGUAAGUUAUUGUAGGGGUCUUUUGCUCACUGGUUUGUGUUCCCUAGUUCCAUGCGUAUCCCUUUAUUAACAGAAAUAAACAUUAGACAACUAAAUAACAAGCAAUCAAAACCAAUCCAUUGUGAGGUGUGAACCGGAUAAGAAUGGAAGGUAUAAUAAUUACACGCGCUUAAACGACAUUUCGUGUCUUGAUUUUAAACCUACGAAUAGGGGCUGGACAUUGUAGCUGAAACGAACGAGCAAGAGCAGUGUUAGGAAAGCAAAGCUAAACCUAAAGCUGGUACUGUGAAACAUGGCAAUAAUUUAUUGCAAUAUAGAGGAAGUGAAAGAACCAACCGAUAGUGUGGAAGAUGUUGGCGUUAUUACCUGUUUUAUUCUAUUUUUGCCGCCCUUCUUUUUAGAAACGAAACGUGUAGUCUGCUGGCAGAGAUUAGAAUUGACAGUGCGUAAUACUGCUUCGUACUACGUAUGAAUAAUCAUAGAAUUAGCCGUUACAACUGUUACUUUCACACCAUCCCCAAUCCCAACGUCCGGAUCUUCUGAUCGGGCAUUUGGGCAUCGGUUUUCACUAGGUUUCACACUAGGUUUUCACAACCAUUUGCGCUUCCACUCGGUUUGCAAAAUGCAAAACACACACUUUGCCACACAGAUUGGUCGUUUGGGGAAAAAAAGACUUAAACAAAAUGACGGUCUGGAAGCUGGAAGAGCAAAUAUAACGCUCUCUUACUAUUAUAAUAUGCUUUAAGGCAAAGCUACACACAUUACAGGGUUAAUUAAUUAAACAAAACAAAAACGAACAAAUGAUUACAAAAAGCGAACAUUCGAAGGAACAAGCAAAAAAAAAACACAAUUUAACCUGGAGAAUGUGACUUUCCAUUCUCGCCUUUCGGUUUUGUUUUGUAGCCUGAUACAGGAAUAUAUUUAAUGAAAUUUGGAUAAAAACGUAACUAACGUAGAGAAAGCGCUUACCCUCUCGUUGUGUGUUGUUUGAAGUGGAAGAAAAGAAAGCAGGUUAGGAAUGGGAAAACAGAAUUAAACCGUAUACAUUAAGAUAUUUGCUGGAAAAGAAAAUACUCUACCUUUAGUAGAUGAUCGGUUUGGGGUUGAGAAGUAUAUAUUUAAGGCACCUGUACGCGUGUGUACUACAUAUUGGGGAAGCUUCAUUGGAAGCUUAUCAAGAUCGUAACACCGUUACAUAACCGUACACACAAAUAAAUCAUAAUAUUGUGCGUACUUUUAAUGCAAGCUCAAAACACACCCUAAUCUGGAAAGAGAUCGGGUGUUCCUGGGGGAAAGCACAUAAAUCGAAAACGAUAUAAACAAAAAACAAAACUAAUAACCAUUAAUCGAUGACCAUGAAGCGACCACAUUACAACUCCUGUAACGAACUUUUUGUUGUCCUUUUUUUUGUCAAAUGUUCCGGCCACUUGUGGAAUGUGACCAAAGCGAAUCGUGUUCUUGAAAAUCAUAAGUUACCUUUACUGUUUGUAAUGUGUAACUGUUAAUUUUGUUUUAAGAAAAAUAAAAAAAAGACAGAUGUAAAUAGUUUGUGAGGCCGAAAACAAGAAAAAAAAGGCGAAAAUUAAUCUAACAUUUACAGUUACAACAUUGCACCAACAAUUUACCCGAAACUGCAGCACAAACAAAAUUGUCGUUUGGAACGGAACAUAUCGAACAGUUUACCGUGUUUGUCAGAAUGCUCUUACACAGCUCGAUAAGAAAAAAAUGCAUCCGUUUUAAAAAGAGCAGAGAGAAAAUAUUAAAUGUUUUGUGUUAGUAUUAUUCACGACCAUUUCAGUUUCAGUGCAAGAUCCCGUACGAUCGAUCUUUACUUGUACUAAAAUCGAUAGUAAUAACAGAAACGCACAUACACACGCAAGAAGGAAUGGUAGAGUUUGCAGCAUCAACCAUAAUCGAUCCUAGUUGGCCGUAUCAUAUAACCCACCCGUUUGGAUAUUUUCUGGAAGCAAAACCACGCAACAAGUCGCCUACUACGAUGCCGUAGCAAAUCUGGUGGACAUUUGAUUUAUGUACUUCGAUCCCUAAAACAAAAACACACACUCAUAAACUAAAACAUAAUUAAGUAAACACUCCCAUUACCAAUGUUGGCCGCGUUUGCGGAACGAAAGCAGAAAGGAAUCUAAUAAAGGAAUUAAAAUGAAAUGAAAAAUGGAAAAUAAAAAAACAAAUAAAAAACAAACUUACGUAAUGAGA
Anopheles funestus (African malaria mosquito) is the source of this 16214-nucleotide messenger RNA. RefSeq lists its product as uncharacterized. Gene Ontology annotation, cellular component: cytoplasm. The coding region runs from base 1180 to 13239 and encodes 4019 amino acids. Gene Ontology annotation, molecular function: guanyl-nucleotide exchange factor activity; protein binding. The record is from RefSeq and is a predicted model, not a curated record. NCBI's taxonomy places the organism in Eukaryota, Metazoa, Arthropoda, Insecta, Diptera, Culicidae. The transcript has 19 exons.